AUGGCUAACAGCGACACGCUGGAUACUGCAUCAACCCCGUUUGACCAACAUAACAUUGCUUAUAGGAAUAGGAUGAAGAGAAAACAUGAAGAUAGCCUAAAUAUGGAAAUGGGAAUGAAUGCGUUCAUGUCGGAAAUGAGAAAUCUAUUUGAAGUACAAAACAAUAAAAUUCAAUCACUACAAGAAUCAUUAAAUACCAACUCCGCUAAACACAAGGAAGUCAUAGAGGACAUGCACGCAAUUAUAAGUGAGAUCAAAUCACAAAACAUAUUGCUUCAAAAAUCUACUGAUUCAAUUGAAAAGUGCGUGGAUAAUUUAUCUACUAAACUAGAUGAUGUAUCAAUUAAAGUAAGCACACUUGAAGAGAAUUGUUCUGCAAACGACAAGCAAAUAAGUCUUAUUGAGAGUAAAAUUGAAGAACUAGACAGACAAGCCUCUCUUACGCUAUUAGAAAUUCGGAAUGUACCUACGAAACCUAAAGAAAACCUUGAUGACCUGUUGAAAAUAGCAAUAGACACAGCCAAAACUGCCAACGUUGAAAUAAGCAAUAAAGACAUCAAAGACAUUCGGCGCCUUCCUGGUAAACCAGAGGCGAACAAACCAAUCGUCGUCAAUCUUAAUUCUGCCAUAGACAAGAAAAACUUAAUAAAAGGAAUAAAGGCUUUUAACUCAAUCCAAGGCCUCCUCUCGCCGGACCAGCACGCGUUGACCCCUCGCCUGGAAGACUUCUUCUGGACGGGCUCAGGCGACGGGCCUCCGCCGCCGGAGCCGCCGGACCUGGCGCCCUCGCAGCCCUCGCUAGUACACACCACCACGGUGUUAGCUACCGUGUAUUUGGACUCGUAUCCGCCACAGGCAGUAACAGACCCUACAACGGGCGAGUGCUCUUCCCACUGCGGCGGCGUCCCAGACAGCUUGGAGCCUGAAGUCCCGGAUGACCGCCGCUACUGGCUGUUGACUGUCAUACAAGGAGCCGCCCCGGAUAGCCUGCAGCUGCGGCUUGCCAGGCUGUAUCAGAAGGCUUUCUUGAGGCAACAAGAAAGACAUCUUGGCAUCAUCAAGUCUCUCGAUGCGCCGACCACACGCAAGAAACAUGAAGUCCAUUCUUUCGUCGUCAACAAAGACUUCAAAAUCGAAUCUUCCGACUCAGAUUUACCAUUCCCAAAUCACAGUGAACAAUCAUCUGUGUCUUUUAUUGAACCCACGAGGGUCUUACCUAGCAUAGCUAACACCAUACUGAAUUCAUCAGGUUUAGAAGAAGUUUCUUCGGAUAUAUUUAAGGUAGAAGUAAACAUAUCGUCUCAAUUAGAAAUACAGCCGACAAAACAAAGUCAAAUCCAAUGGAUCCUAGCGACUAUGAGGAAGAGAGAAGUAACGACAGAUGGAGAGGAAAUUUCGAAGGAAGGAAAAGAGGAAUUGAUAGAUAUCCCUCUAGAGUCAGAUACUGGGAAUGAGACCAUGUUGUUCAAGAGGGAAAUCAUCAAGCCGGAUCAGCAGCCACCGGUGCAGGUCCACAUACAGAAUAUAACUGAGCUCUCAGAGACAGGCUCCAUAGAGAUAGUCUACGUGGUGCUAGUCGGAGGCAGGGCGGUGCCGGCGGCGGUGGCGGCGCGGGAUAUGAGGCUGGUCAGGAACGCAGAGGUGGCCAAGGAGCUGGGAGCCACGGUGACUACGAAGGCUGAACCAGCGUACCUCAAGGCAGCAGAAGGGCUGGCGGGGGCGGCGGAGGGCGGGGUGCGCGGCGCGGAGCUUUGGGCGCUGGCGGUGGGAUCCGCCGUGGCGGUGCUGUUGGUGUUGUUACUGGUUGUGUUGCUGUGUCGGCUGGUAAGACGUAAGAAGACCAUGUCAGCGGCGUCUCUCCGCGCCUACAGAAACGAGAUCCUGCGCGAGGCGGAGCGCAACCAGCUGAAACAGGUGCACGAGGAGAAGGAUGGACGGCUAAUCAGUGUGGUAUCUCCGAGUAGAACAAGACCCAGUAGCACACUGCUGCCCAUAUACAGGGCUGCCAGUGCCUCAAGUACUUCUACAACAUCGUCUGGAGUGUCGGAGGUGGCUGCCGCGUUGCGUCGACGGCAGAAAAAGCCUCACGCGCUUAGAAUAGCGCAGAAAAAGCGAGUGGGCACAACAGACAGCCUGCUCGAGGCCGCCGGUAUCGACAGUUCUGACAGUGCCAAAGAGCUGUCGGCACCCAACACGCCCACUUCCUACCUCUCUAUGCCGUCUGUACGGUCUUUUCCGAGAGGCAACACAGUAGAACCCUUAUCCAAAGUUCUCGAGCCAAUAUCCGUCAGACACCUAGACAUGGACUCGUCAGGUGAAUCCACUAAAGAACCCCGGACAGAACCAGUGACAAAGACCCAUCAAGACCGUAAGAACCAGGACACUGUGCCUCGGCGGCAGAUGUCUUCGCAACUGGUCAGAUUGGGCAGCAUUGGUAAAGAUCCUGGGGUGAUUGGCCCUUUGGUGUGGGACCUGCAUUGUCAGAGAAUUAAAGAUGUCCCCCAACCCUCCCCCGCAUCGCAACCCGGAGUCUCACGCAUGAGACAACGUUUCAACGAGCUCGUGGACGACGCGUUCAGCCUCUUCAACAGCGACCGGUCCAAUGAUACCUACACUGUGGAGGAGAAGGAUUGUCGGGAUGGGCUGGGGGUGUCACGCAUGAGACAGGGUUUCAACGAGCUCGUGGACGACGCGUUCAGCCUCUUCAACAGCGACCGGUCUAAUGAUACGUACACUGUCGAGGAGAAGGAUUGUCGGGAUGACAGUGAGAAGCUGGCCCAAGCUCGCAACGACAACGUGCGUCUCCCAGGCUCCCCGUACUCCGCACUCGAUACUGUCCGGGGCAAGUCUGCCGGAGUCAGGCCGGUCCCCCCCAGCAGCCGCGGCGAGGCGGAGGCCCCGCGGCCCCGCACCAGCGCCGCGCGGCCCGUCGAGCGCAGGCCCCCGGCUCGGGCGUGGGACGCCACUCCUUCACAUUCCCUAACAUCAUCCCUGCGGCUACAGCAGCCGGCUAUCAACCCGGCCUACAUCCUGGCAGAGCCGAAGCUCUCCCCGCAAGACCCGGCGCUGCCGCUCAUAUCCGCCAUCAAGAGCGAAAUACAGAAAGUGAGGCAAAAUGCGAAGCCACCUGAUAAGUAGGUUUGGUGGUGGUGGUGGAAGUUGAAGUAUGGUAUGUUAAAUAGUAUAGUAUGGUAUGGUCAUUAUGGUUUUGUUAUGUUAUGUGUCGGAUAAAUAGCACAUAUU
Plutella xylostella (diamondback moth) is the source of this 3243-nucleotide messenger RNA. RefSeq lists its product as uncharacterized. The record is from RefSeq and is a predicted model, not a curated record. Lineage: Eukaryota; Metazoa; Arthropoda; Insecta; Lepidoptera; Plutellidae.